AUGAAGACUUUAGUUAUCAAACAGUAUUUAAUACAUCAUAUUUCUUAUUUAUUUUUUUUAUUUUCCUUUUAUUCCCUUUUCUUCUCUUUCCCUUUUCUCUUCAUUUGUUUUCUCUUUUCUUUUUUCUCAUUUCUUUUUCCUUUUCCUCUUCAUUCUAUUCUCUUUCCUUUUCCUCUUCAUUCUUUUCCCCUUCGUUCUUUUCUCUUUACCUCCUUCGUUCUUUUCUCUUUUUUCCUCUUCGUUCUUUUCUCUUUUUUCCUCUUCGUUCUUUUCUCUUUUUUCCUCUUCAUUCUUUUCUCUUUUCCUCUUUGUUCUUUUCUCUUCAUUUCUUUUUCUUUCUUUCCUUUUCCUUUCUUUUUCUUUUCAUUUCUUUUUCCUUUCCCUUUUUUGUUUUUUCUUCAUUUAUUUUUCACUUUUUUCUUCAUUUCUUUUUCUCUUCAUUUUUCUUUCUUUUCUCUUGAUUUCUUUUUCUCUUUUCAUUUCUUUCUCUUUCUUUUUCUUUUCAUUUCUUUCUCUUUCUUUUCCUUUUCAUUUCUUUCUCUUUCUUUUCCUUUUCAUUUCUUUCUCUUUCUCUUUCUUUUUCUUUUCAUUUCUUUCUUUUUCUUUUUGUUUCUUUUCUUUCUUUUCAUUUCUUUUUCUCUUUUCAUUUCUUUUAUUCUUUUUAUUUCUUUUUCUCUUUUUAUUUCUUUUCAUUUCUUUUUCUUUCCUUUUUCUCUUUUUAUUUCUUUUUCUUUCCUUUUUCUCUUUAUUUCUCUUUCCCUUUCCCUCUUCAUUUGGCUAUUUACACUAUGA
Acanthosepion pharaonis is the source of this 792-nucleotide messenger RNA. NCBI's taxonomy places the organism in Eukaryota, Metazoa, Mollusca, Cephalopoda, Sepiida, Sepiidae. The record is from the annotation of a GenBank genome assembly.